Messenger RNA from Miscanthus lutarioriparius, 1173 nucleotides. The record is from the annotation of a GenBank genome assembly. Lineage: Eukaryota; Viridiplantae; Streptophyta; Magnoliopsida; Poales; Poaceae.
AUGGGAAGGUGCACCGGCGGCGAUGUGGUCCCCAGCCAGACAAUUAAAGCAGAGACCAACGAGCGAUGGCGGCACUGGCCAUUGGCGACGAGGGUGAGGUGGGGCAUGGCGGCGUCCGUGCCGAUGGCUUUGGACAAGCGUGAAGCCAUCGGCAUCGACAGGCGCGUCCGUUCGGGGAACGUGGCGUCGAGGAAGAGAGCCUGGCUCAAGACAGCGACGAUGGCGGCCUCCAGGCGCCGACGCUGUACGCCGCUGGCCGAGGCGUCGGUGCACGGGCACACGCAUGACGGGCUGUGGGCCGAGCCGCUGGUGCGCGGGCACCCUAGUGGCCGGGUGUGGGGGUGCCGCUGGAGGACCGUCUGUGUCUCAGGUCCUGGCUCGGCGACGGCAGCGCCGCCUCUUCUUGGUGAUGACGACCGUACGCCUAUCUCUGGCAAGAAGAAGUGCAAGAAACCAGCCCCGAGGAAGAUUCAUAAGGCUGAGAGGGAGAAGCUUAAACGAGACCACCUAAACGAUCUCUUCGUCGAGCUGGGUAAUUUGCUAGAAGCAGAUAGACAGAACAAUGGGAAGGCAUGCAUACUGACUGACACUACUCGGAUACUAAGAGAGCUGCUUGUUCAAGUAGACUCUCUUCGAAAGGAACAUAGCAACCUACAGAACGAGUCUCAUUAUGUCACAAUGGAGAGGAAUGAGAUGCAAGAUGAAAACGGCAUGCUACACAAAGAAAUUUCAGAGCUUCAAAACGAGUUGACAAUGCGGGUUUCAGGAAGUCCAGCAGGUUGGGGCCAUGGCACUGCCAGAUCAGACCCCCCUCUUCCUCACUCAACCGCAGUGUUCUCAUCAGAGCAGGCAAUGCAACCACCCACCAUUGCAAGCGUUGUAUUCCCCUUGCAGCAGCCACUGGCACCAGCACCAUCAGUAAUGACCGAACCACCUUAUGCUGCACCACCACUGGAACUGAAGCUCUUCCCAGAAGUGGCAUCUGCUGAAGGCCGUGAGCCAUGUGAAGACCAGGAAGCUCCCAGCCAUGUGGCACGACCACAGGCAAGGUACCCAACGCAAUCGGCCUCAUGGCCUGUAAGUCUGUUCUCUGGCCUUCCAAGAAUGGAAGAUGAGCAAUGCAGUAGCAGCACAACCGGCAGCAGCAAGGAGGCUAGCACAGAUAGAGAAUGA